Molecule: messenger RNA, 579 nt
Organism: Myripristis murdjan (pinecone soldierfish)
Lineage: Eukaryota; Metazoa; Chordata; Actinopteri; Holocentriformes; Holocentridae
Product: ornithine decarboxylase-like
Exons: 4
Cellular component (GO): cytoplasm
Molecular function (GO): ornithine decarboxylase activity
Source: RefSeq, a predicted model, not a curated record
UAUGCCCGCACUCAUGGAGUCCAGAUGAUGACUUUUGAUAACCAGGAAGAACUCUCAAAGAUUGCUCGUUGUCAUGCCAGUGCCAAACUAGUGCUUCGCAUUGCAGUGGAUGACUCCAAGUCCUUGUUACGACAUAACUCCAAGUUUGAGGCCAGUUUGGACUCAGCUGGUCGGCUGCUGCAGCGAGCCGGAGAGCUGGGCCUGGACGUGGUCGGGACAGAGGAGAAUGUCCCUGAAAGAGUGAUGGUGUACUACAUUAAUGAUGGUGUGUAUGGAUCCCUGAGUUUUCUCAUCAAUGCUCCCGGCACGGGCUGUGUUUUACCAUACCUUCAAAGGAGAGUCGACAGCAGUGAGCAGAGGUACCGCUCUGUGAUCUGGGGUCCGACCUGCAACAGCUUGGACAAGCUGACUGACAGCUGCCUCCUGCCUGAGCUGCAGGUGGGGGCGUGGCUCCUCAUUGACAACACCGGCGCCUACACAGUUUGCCUAUCCACCACCUUAAAUGGCUUUGGAAAACCACCUAUAUAUUCUGUGGUGACACCUGAGACAUGGCAAACCUUAAACCCUUCUCACACCUGA